AUGCCAAUAAAUUUACAAUUUAGUCGUGUUCUCAUUCACCACCAUACUACUACUACUACUACUACUACUACUACUACUACUACUAAUAAUAAUAAUAAUAAUAAUAAUAAUAAUAAUAAUAAUAAUGAUAUGAAUACUAAUAUGAGAUCUACUACUACUACUACUACUACUACUACUACUACUACUACUACUACUACUACUACUACUACUACUACUACUACUACUACUAUUAAUAAUAAUAAUAAUAACAGUAAUAGUGACACUACUACUGCUGCUACUACUACUACUACUACUACUACUAUUAAUAAUAAUAAUAACAGUAAUAGUGAUACUACUACUGCUACUACUACUACUACUACUACUACUACUAUUAAUAAUAAUAAUAACAGUAAUAGUGAUACUACUACUGCUACUACUACUACUACUACUACUACUAUUAAUAAUAAUAAUAAUAACAGUAAUAGUGAUACUACUACUGCUACUACUACUACUGCUACUACUACUGUUACUACUACUGCUACUCCUAAUAAUAAUAAUAAUAAUAAUAAUAAUAAUAAUAAUAAUAAUAAUAAUAAGCAAAAUCCGCAAAUGAAAAACUCUAAAUAA
Schistosoma rodhaini is the source of this 606-nucleotide messenger RNA. Lineage: Eukaryota; Metazoa; Platyhelminthes; Trematoda; Strigeidida; Schistosomatidae. The record is from the annotation of a GenBank genome assembly.